Molecule: messenger RNA, 4923 nt
Organism: Gadus morhua (Atlantic cod)
Lineage: Eukaryota; Metazoa; Chordata; Actinopteri; Gadiformes; Gadidae
Product: tudor domain-containing protein 7B
Exons: 23
Coding region: 68-4483 (1471 amino acids)
Source: RefSeq, a predicted model, not a curated record
CAGCCAUUGACUUCCAUUUGACCUUUCAACCUUACACUCUCGGGAAGAAACCAGAGGAAGACGGUCAAUGAUGGAUGGUGAAUCAAUUAAAAAAAUGUUGAGGUCGGUGCUGCUUUCCUCAAAGGAGGGGGUGUCAAUCGGCCGGCUUCAAACCGAGUACCGCUCGCUGUGCGGGGAGCUAAUCCCGCACAGUAAGCUUGGCCACCAUAGCUUGGAGGACUUCCUCCGCAGCAUCCCCUCCGUUGUGCGGUUGGAGCACCGCAUGGGCGAGAUGCGGUGCUUUGCUGCUAUCUGCAAGGAAACGCGGCACAUCGCUGAGAUGGUGGCGCGUCAGAAGUCGUCCAAGAAGCCUGGCCGCAGCCAGCUGGUCAACUGUACGAUGAGGUUCAAGCCCUCCAACCCCUACAUGCUCAACGUGAAGCCAAGGUCAAUUCUGCGGCAGCCCUCACUGGGGGGCUCGUCAGGCUGGCUGGCGGCCCGUCCCCGGCCCUACUCUGGCAGUGGACGAUUAAGCGCGUCAGGAGACUACAGACAACAGGACCAGGGGUCCAGCUCAGCUGUCCCCAUCCAACACAGAGGAGCUUCUCUUCAGCCAGCCGACAGACCCCCGCCUCAGCCAGCCUACAGACCCCCGCCUCAGCCAGCCUACAGACCCCCGCCUCAGCCAGCCUACAGACCCCCGCCUCAGCCAGCCUACAGACCCCCGCCUCAGCCAGCCUUCAGACCCCCGCCUCAGCCAGCCUACAGACCCCCGCCUCAGCCAGCCUACAGACCCCCGCCUCAGCCAGCCUACAGACCCCCGCCUCAGACAUUCCACAGACCACCACAUCAGACAUCCUACAGACCCCCGGCCCAGGCUGCCGACCAGCCUUCCUCCUGUCCAUCAUCCCAGGCCGACAGGAAAGAAGUGCCGCUGGACAACCACCAAAAGACUGCAGAACGACGGCCUCAGGAGCCAGUUUCCUCACAGCCAGAGGUCUACAACCCAGAGUUAGUCCAGAGCAGACUCUCUGAUCUGCUGUCAAAGCACUGCAGCGGCCUGUGGCUGUCCAAACUCCCUGGGGUGUACCUGGAGAUGUUUGCUCAGGCCAUCCCCCCUCAGGCCCUCCAACAGCUGGACACCUGGUCCCACAUCUGCAUGGUGGAAAACCUAAACAGUAGCAACAGAACUGACCGGCUGCUCUACCCACCUCUCCCUCCUAAGCCGACGGCAGGCAGACCCAGCGGCAACCCCUUCACCCUCACCUCACCCAAACCAGCCUCCCCCUCCGACCUGCCCUCACCCAAACCAGCCUCCCCCUCCACCCUGCCCUCACCCAAACCACCCUCGCCCUCACCCAAAUCUCCCCCUCCACCCUGCCCUCACCCAAACCAGUCUCCCCCUCCACCCUUCCCUCACCCAAACCAGCUUCCCCCUUCAUCUUCACUUCACCCAAACCAGUCUCCCCCUCCACCCUUCCCUCACCCAAACCAGUUUCCCCCUUCAUCUUCACUUCACCCAAACCAGCCUCCCCCUCCACUCUGCCCUCACCCAACCCUUCCUCCCCCUUUACCCUGCCCUCACCCAAAUCAGUCUCCCCCUCAUUCUCCUCACCCAAGCCAUUCUUCCCCUCUACCAUCUAUACCUCCCUCCCCUCACCCAAACCAUCCUCCUCGAUUACAAGUUUCUCCUCCCUCCCCUCACCUAAACCAUCCUCCUCCUUCACAAGUUUCUCCUCCCUCCCCUCACCUAAACCAUCCUCCUUCACAAGUUUCUCCUCCCUCUCCUCACCUAAACCAUCCUCCUCCUUCACAAGUUUCUCCUCCCUCCCCUCACCCAAAUCCUCCUCCUCCUUCACAAGUUUCUCCUCCCUCCCCUCACCCAAACCAUCCUCCUCGUUCACCAGCCUCACCUCCCUCACUUCACCCAGACCAGCCUCCCCCUCCAAUAGCUUCACCAUGUCCAACCCGGCGUCCAUCCUCGGCCCAAGCCCCAUCUCCCCCAUCUCCCCCAUCUCACCUGGCAGCCCCCUGCCCCCCCCCCACCUACCUGUUCUCCCCCACCUCUGCAGAGAGCUCCCCAGUUAAAGACCCGGCCUCGACGGCCUCUGCCAGCCUCUGGAGCCCCUCCCGGAGCCCAGGCUUCGCCCCUAAUAUGCCUACCGCAGUUUCCAACGCUGCUGGCUCUCCCCCCAAUUCCUCCGCCGUUAGCCCGUUGAGCCCCGAGCUGCAGGAUAGGCUUCUGGAGCUCCUGUCGAAGUACAGCAACGGGCUGUGGACCCACGCCCUGCCCCAGCUCUUCCUGGACACAUACAAGAUGGCCUUCCCUGAGGCUGUGUUGGGCCAGCUGUCACUGCUGGAGGACAUCUGCUCGGUGGAUUACCCUCUUUCACAUGACCGAAGCAAGGCCAUUCUGUAUGAGCGGAGGGAAGCAGAGAGCCAGAGGACGGAGCCGUGCUGCUCCACGGCCCCUGCCUCUGGUGUCCCGGUUCUGGGAGUCCAGGCGCUCCCUUCCCUGACCCUCCCAACGGAGCAGUACCCCUCUGUGUUGGUGACCGAAGCCCGGGGGAGUGACCGGGUCACCGUCAGGUACGUCGGGAAGGGCUACUCCAAAGCCCAGGAGUCCAUGGAGAACGCUAUGCUCGCCUUCUACACCCAGAGCCCCACCCCCGACACCCUGCCCAGCCCUGCCAUUGGUCAGCUGGCCGCGGUCACCGGGGAAGCUGGAGAUGAGCUGGCCAGGGUCCAGGUCAUAGAGGACAUGACCUCUGAAAAGGUCAAGGUGUACUAUGUGGACUAUGGCUUCUCUAUGGAGGUGAGCUCCAGCAGUCUACUCGUUCUUCCUCAGGACUUCCUCACUCUCCCCUUCCAGGCCACCACCGUCCAGCUAGCAGGUCUGGAGGCAUGGAGCUCCAAGCCGGUGGUUGUGUCGGCUCUGGAGCGCCUGGCCGUGGGGCGCAUCCUGCUGAUGGAGACGGUGGAGGUGUGUCCAGGAGAGAAGCUCCCGCUGGUGGUCCUCUACGACACAUCGCAGGACGAUGACCUCAACAUCAACGCAGCCUGCCGGAAGGCCCUGCAGGACCACGCCGCCCAGGACCACGCCCCCCUCAUAGUAAGCAGCAGGUACCAGGACGUGUGGGUCACCAACGUGUCUUCAGAUGGGUUCCUCUCCUGCCAGCUCCCCUGUAGAGGGCGCUCCUCUCUCAGCGGCCUGCUGGCCAAGAUAGAGGCCUUCUUCUCCAAUCAGGUGACGUCGGAGUGUCUGGUGUCCCAACCCUUCAGCGGGAAGCUGUGUCUGGCCCGUCAUAGAGGGAAGUGGUCCCGAGCAGAGAUCUACAACCUUCACGGCGGCCGGGUGAUGGACGUCGUCUUCAUUGACCUCGGGGUCAGCUCCUCCAUAGAGGUCACUGAGCUCCGGGAGGUCCCGCCUCCCUUCCUCACCGACCUCACCGUCCUCCCGGCCCAGGCGGUGCGCUGUUUUCUAGCGGAUCUGGAUCGUCCCUCGGGUCCCUGGAGUCCAGAAGCUCUCCUCUGGAUAAGACAGACAGUCCUCAACAUGCCUUGCACCAUGAAGGUGGAGGAGGUGCAGCAGAGCGGUGAAGGUGCGGCGGUGUUCCAGGUGUCUCUGUUCUCUGGUUCUGAUGACCAGAGCCUGAACCAGCAGCUGGUCCGCUCUGGUCUACUGGGUCAGGACAAGGUGGAGAACAACAACUACAUGGCGCUGGACGCAGGUGAUCUCAGUUCCCUGGUAGAAAAGUUGUCUCUGAAUGGUCAGUCUGUGAGCGCUGUGCUCCCCAAGGCCCGGCCUGAAGCAGGGGACUCUCCUUCCAAACCUGCCCCAUUAAAGCUCCCCACGGUGUGCAAGAAUCAUCUGCUGAUGCCUCCCCUGGUGGAGCUCCCUCAGGCGGGUCAGAACAUGGAUGUGUUCGUCCCGGUCGCGUGUCACCCCGGGCACUUUGUGGUGCAGCCCUGGCAGGACCUGUACAAGCUGGUGGUGCUGAUGGGGGAGAUGGUGCUGUACUAUAACCAGAGCCAGACCUCCUCCAGCAUCCCGCUGCUGCACAAAGAGCACGUCUACGCCGCCAAAAUAGACCGCAACUGGCACCGGGUGCUGCUGAAGGGGGUUCUGUCCACCGGCCUGGUGUCUGUGUAUGAGCUGGACUACGGCCAAUACGAGCUGGUGAGCAGCAGCCAGUUGAGGUCCCUGAUCCCCGAGUUCAGACAGCUGCCCUUCCAGGCGGUCACCGCCCAGCUUGCCGGUGUCCCCCAUGGGGGGUGGUCUGAGGAGGCGUCCAUGGUGUUCAGGAACCACGUGGAGAAGCGUGCGCUUGUGGCCCAGGUGGAGAGCGUGCACGAGGGGUCGGAGGUCAAGGCCGGCUUGGGUGAGGUCAGCGAGCGGAGGUUGACAGUGUUCCUGGUGGACACCAGCGAAGAAGACAAUGAUGUGUGGAUCCACAACAUUAUGACUGACCUUUGCGAGCUCCCCGCCACCAGCACCAUCUAGAGGCCUUAAGCCGAAUUGCAUCCCCCAAUCCAUCAUGGCAGCGUGUAUAUUGUUGAUUUACUCUUGGAACUCUUAGCUCACGCUUUUAUUUUGAAGCUCUUGCCCCACGCACCAGAGUACUGCUGUACCUAGUUGAGAGAAAUGUUAUUUUAGUUGGCCGACUGGUGCGGUUUUAUUUGGUACAUGGGAGGGUUGUGCUGUGAGCAGUAGAUUUAGCAUGUGUAAAAGAAAAUUGGACCUUAUCUUACUGUUUAUGGAUCACUUGUUAUUUCGGCACAUCAACGUUUUGCCUUGUUUUAUAAUUUUUUGGAUUUGUUUUGACAUUUUUUGUGUUGCAUGUUGGCUCUUGUGUUUUUUUCUUUAUUUUCCUGUACAUAAGUUACGUUUGAAAAGUGAGGAAAUUGCUUUGUUACCGCUGUCCUCUUCAUUUUGUUCAUUAA